AUGAAACACAAACGCUCAUUUUCUUAUCGAACACAAUCGCACACUACAAUCAAGAUCAGAUCCACACAUUAUUCCGUGUUAUCCUCCGCUAUCGGUACCGCCUGUCGCUAUUUUAAACACAUUCGUUGCCAAUAUUCACCUGUCUGUUUAAUUCUGUCUCUAUUUGCUCUUCUUCUUCUUGGUGCGGGAAUUGCUGCAAUGCUUGUCGCCCUGAUCGGCAUCUCUAAAACGACAAUAGCAACAACAACAGCGACAACAACAACGUCAACGUCCAUGACAACAACAACGUCAACAUCCAUGACAACAACAACAACAUCAACGACAACGACAACAUCAACGACAACGACAACAUCAAUGACGACAACAACAACAACAACUGCAUUAUGUAACUUAACGUUAUCAUCAAUGGUGUCAUAUCCAGCUAGUACUAGUUGUCGGGGGAUCGCUGUUGCCGAUUUCAACAAUGAUAAUCGAUCAGAUAUAACUUAUUCUGAUGGUAGCUUUGCGGGUAUACGCCUUGGUUAUAGUAACGGAACUUUCACCGUGGGAACAAUGUUUCCAGUUGGUAAUACUCCAUUUGGGAUCGCCGUAGCUGAUUUUAAUCACGACAAUCAACUAGAUCUGCGUGUUACCAAUUAUAAUGAUAAUACAAUGAGUAUCCUUCUUGGAUAUGGAAAUGGAACGUUUGCAUCACAGAAGACAUUUGCAAACGGCUCUGGCCCAAUACCAAUUGCCGUUGGUGAUUUCAAUAACGAUAAUAAUCAAGAUAUUGUUGUGGGCAAUAAACUCACUACUACUGUCAGUGUAUUUCUUGGUUAUAGUAAUGGGACCUUUUCAAAUCAACUCGUAUUUCAAAUAGGUAAUGGACCGUUCGCAAUCGUUGUUGGUGAUUUCAAUCAGGAUAAUAUACUGGAUAUUGCGGCUGCCAUUGAACUUAGUGCCAAUGUAGCUAUACUAUUUGGUCGUGGAAAUGGGUCUUUUGCAGGUCUAAUGACGUUUACAGUUGGAACUAAUCCUUAUGGGAUCACUAGCGGUGAUUUUAACAACGAUUCUCGAUUGGAUCUCGCUGUUACCAAUUUUGAUAGUAACUCUGUCGGCAUACUUCUUGGAUAUGGCAAUGGCACCUUUGCAUCGCAAAUGACAUUUUCAACAGGAAGUGGAACGAAUCCACACUCGGUCGCUGUCGCCGAUUUCAAUAAUGACAAUAAACUUGAUAUAGUUGUUGCUAAUUAUGGUGGUAGUGGGAGCAUAUCGGUGCUACUCGGAUAUGGUAACGGAUCUUUCGCAACAGCAAUCAGGCUUUCAGCUGGUUCUCAGCCAUAUACGAUCACCACUGGAGAUUUCAACGGCGACAGUCGACCAGAUAUCGCUCUUGCAAAUGCAGGCACUCCAAGUGUAGGCAUCUUUUUAAAUACGUGUUCAUGUUGUUAA
This is a messenger RNA of Rotaria sordida, 1431 nucleotides long. NCBI's taxonomy places the organism in Eukaryota, Metazoa, Rotifera, Eurotatoria, Philodinida, Philodinidae. The record is from the annotation of a GenBank genome assembly.